Suricata suricatta (meerkat) is the source of this 347-nucleotide messenger RNA. Its product is annotated as cytochrome c oxidase subunit 7B, mitochondrial. The record is from RefSeq and is a predicted model, not a curated record. The transcript has a single exon. Gene Ontology annotation, biological process: mitochondrial electron transport, cytochrome c to oxygen. Bases 16 to 258 code for a protein of 80 amino acids. NCBI's taxonomy places the organism in Eukaryota, Metazoa, Chordata, Mammalia, Carnivora, Herpestidae.
GUCUUCAGCUUCAGGAUGUUUCCCAUGGCCAGAAAUGCUCUAAGUCGUCUCCGAGUUCAAAGCAUUCAGCAAACAAUUGCAAGGCAAAGCCAUCAGAAACGGACACCUGAUUUCCAUGACAAAUAUGGUAAUGCUGUAUUAGCUAGUGGAGCCACCUUCUGUGUUGUUGUAUGGGCUUAUACAGCAACACAAAUUGGAAUAGAAUGGAACCUGUCCCCUGUUGGCAGAGUCACCCCAAAGGAAUGGAGAGAUCAGUAAUCAUCCCAGCUGGUGUAAUAAUGAAUUGUUUCAAAACCAACUCAUAAUUGAUGCUAAGUAAAAGCAUUGAGCACCCAUGAAAUAUGGCC